AUGUCGUCCACAGCCCCGAGGGUAAGGCCACGGCCUGCCCACACCUCCGGCACAACGCGCUGCGCCUACACCCCCAACGGCUCCCGCCUCGUGACCGUUGGCUCCAACAACACCAUUCGAUUGUACAAGACGGGCUUUGACGGCGAACCCAUCAACAUCGACGAGUGCCAGGAACAGAACGUCACAGUGGCUGCUGCUGAUGACUUCUUUGUCGUCGGUUCUGAAGACGGCACCGUCAGCGUCUACUCCUCGAUCACUGAGACCUUUGAUCGGUUCAUCACCCGCACCUCGCUGCCCAUACGCGACAUCGCCCUCUCUCCCGACCUCAAGUGGUGCGCUGUUGCCAGUGACGAGUUGACGGUCAAGAUUGUCGGCACCUUUGACCACUCGUACAUUCGCACGCUGAAGGACCAUGGAAGACCUGCGAAACACGUUGCCUUUGAUCCCAAGGGCGGGCUCCUCGCCGUGUCCUGCACAGAUGGCAUCGUUUACGUCUACUCACUAACGGCAGACCAGCCAGAGCUGAUACACAAGGUGGAUGGCAUUAUUGGGUCGCUGGAGACCGACUCGGAUCUCUCUUCAGAGGCUGUGUGGCAUCCUGACGGACGGGCCCUGGCGCUGCCGACACCUACCCACGAUAUUCAGGUCGUUUCGAAGAACGACUGGGAAAAGCAGCGCGCCUUUUCCAAUGGUCACCUCGGAGACGUCACUGCCCUGGCCUGGUCGCCCAACGGCGCCUUGCUAGCGACGGCCGCCAAGGACGGCAAGGUUCUCAUUUGGGAGACGAAGACGCAGAGCGUCAUUUCAAAAGUUCGACUACAACAAUGCGAAAUCUACAUCUACCCUGACCUCAUCAACGAGCAGUUCGCCUCCCUGCUCAAACUCCCUAAACAGCCCGCUCCCUUCAUCCACGACCCCCUCUCCGAGAUCUCCAACGCCCGCCGCCCACCACAACCUAAUGGCAACACCAAUGGCAACGGUGCACUCCCUUCUCGGCCCCGCCGCGACUCCCUCGGAAGCCUGGACUCAUUCCUCAACGCUGAUGACGACGGUCUCGGCGAUGGCGACGACUUUGUCGUUGACGAUGAUGGGGCCGGUUAUGCGGCAGGAUCCAACCGCAAGCGGCCUCAUGACGGCUCCGGCCCCAUCGAGCACGGCGGCAAGCGACGUCAGCUUAUGCAGGCCGAGUAUCACGAGGCUUUUCAGCCGGGAUCGACCCCAUGGCGCGGCAACAGGAAGUACCUCUGUCUAAACCUCAUUGGCUUCGUCUGGACCGUUGAUCAGGAUGGCCAUAACACCGUCACGGUGGAAUUCUACGACCAUGAGCUCCACCGCGACUUCCACUUCACCGAUACCUUCCUUUACGAUAAGGCGUGCCUGAACGAGCAGGGCACGCUCUUCUCGUGCCCGCCUCUAAAGGACCAGCCAGCGACCAUCUUCUACCGACCGCACGAGAUGUGGACGCAGCGUCAUGACUGGCGGAUCCAACUGCCCAAGGACGAGCACGUUCUGGCCAUGUCACUUAGUGAAUCGUUUGUGACGGUGACAACGACGGCCAACUAUGUAAGGGUCUACACGCUCUUUGGACUUCCGUAUCGCGUCUACCGUCCCAAGAACACGCCCAUGGUCACGUGCGCCAGCUGGAAGGACUACGUCCUGACAAUGGGCAAUGGGCCUGUCGGAGCUGAUGGCUAUACGAAGCUUGUCUACACCAUCGAGAAUGUCAAGACAGAUACCAUCUGCCAGAACGAAGACACAGUUGCCCUUCCCGAUGGCGCAACACUCAAGAGCGUCUUCUUCUCGGACUCGGGUAACCCAUGCAUCUAUGACUCGACAGGCACGCUCCUCACCCUCCUCCACUGGCGCAGCCCCUCCCGCGCCUCCUGGAUUCCCCUCCUCGACACCAAGCUCCUGCCCCGCCUCGCCUCUGGCCGCAAGACUGAGACGUACUACCCCAUUGCCGUUGCCGACGACAAAUUCCACUGCAUCAUUCUCAAGGGCGGCGACCAGUAUCCUUACUUCCCUCGGCCCCUUCUCUCCGAGUUUGACUUCUCCGUACCCCUGACUUCCACGCCCCCGAAACCCGCCCGCGCGGAAGAGUCCGACGCCGGCGACGAAGACGAGGACGCCGAAGCCGGCCCGGAAUCUGAAUCCCGCAAGCUUGAGCAGGCGUUUCUACUACGCACGCUCGCGGCGGCGCAACUGCGCGACGCGGCGGACGACGACACCCCCAGCGGCAGCGGCGGUCGGCACGCGCAGCGGUCUGCGCUCGCGCGCGUCGAGCUCGAGGUCGACAAGACGCUGCUGCAACUGCUUGCCAUUGAGUGCCGCGAGGGCGACGAGAGGGGCAUGCGCGCGCUCGAGAUGGUGGAGCUCAUGCGGGACCGCACGGGACGCAUGGUCGAUGCGGCGGUCAAGGUUGCUGAGCGGUACGGCCGGACGCUGCUUGGUGAGAAGAUUCGGGAGCUGGGCGAUAAGAGGGCCAACGGCAUGGAGGAAGACUGGUGA
Molecule: messenger RNA, 2508 nt
Organism: Verticillium alfalfae VaMs.102
Lineage: Eukaryota; Fungi; Ascomycota; Sordariomycetes; Glomerellales; Plectosphaerellaceae
Product: minichromosome loss protein
Exons: 3
Coding region: 1-2508 (835 amino acids)
Biological process (GO): DNA-templated DNA replication; mitotic cell cycle; DNA repair
Cellular component (GO): nuclear replication fork
Molecular function (GO): protein binding; chromatin binding
Source: RefSeq, a predicted model, not a curated record